Choloepus didactylus (southern two-toed sloth) is the source of this 1053-nucleotide messenger RNA. Its product is annotated as melanoma-associated antigen B4-like. Gene Ontology annotation, cellular component: nucleus. Gene Ontology annotation, biological process: negative regulation of transcription by RNA polymerase II. The coding region runs from base 19 to 1053 and encodes 344 amino acids. The transcript has a single exon. The record is from RefSeq and is a predicted model, not a curated record. Lineage: Eukaryota; Metazoa; Chordata; Mammalia; Pilosa; Megalonychidae.
UCACUAACCAGGUUCAUCAUGCCUCGUGGUCAGAAGAGUAAAAGCCGGGCCCGUGAGAAACGCCGGCAGGCCCAAGGUGAAACCCAGGGUCUUGAGGGUGCUGAGGCCCCUGCAGCAGAGGAAGAAGAAUCUCCUUCCCCCUCCUCUCCUGUUUUAGGGGGUGCUCUCCAGUGCACCCCUGCUGCUGGCAUUCCCCAGGAGUCUCAGAGGUCCCCACCCCCCACUACUCCUACUAAAGCUUUUUCUCGCCUGAGAGUUGCUGAAGGUGCCAGGUGCCAAGAUGAGAACCGUCCAAGUUCCUUUCAGGCCACCUGCUAUGCUGAGAGUUCCUGCAGAGAUCCUCUCACCAGGAAGGCGAGAAUGUUGGUGGAGUUCCUGACAGAGAAGUAUAAAUCGAAAGAGCCCAUCACUAAAGCAGCCAUGCUGAAGAUUGUCAACAAGAAGUACCAGAAUCAAUUCCCUGAGAUCCUCAGAAGAACCGCUGAGCGCAUGGAGCUGGUCUUUGGCCUUGAAUUAAAGGAAGUUGAUCCCAGUGGUCAGUCCUAUUCACUUGUCAGCAAAUUAGAUCUCACCAGUGAGGGGAAUCUGAGUGGUGGUGGGGCCUUGCCUAGAACGGGUCUCCUGAUGACCCUCCUGGGUGUGAUUUUCAUGAAGGGCAAUCGGGCCACUGAGGAAGAGAUCUGGGGAUUCCUGAAUGCAUUGGGGGUGUUUGCUGGGAGGAAGCACUUAAUCUUUGGGGAGCCCAGGAGGCUCCUCACCAAAGAUUUGGUGCAGGAAAAGUACCUGGAGUACCAGCAGGUGCCCGACAGUGACCCUCCACGCUACGAAUUCUUGUGGGGUUCCAGGGCCCACGCUGAAACCAGCAAGAUGAAAGUCUUGGAGGUUUUGGCCAAGAUCAAUGAUACGGUCCCUAGUUCCUUCCCUGCCCUGUAUGAAGAGGCUUUGAGGGAUGAGCAGGAGAGGGCUGGAACCAGGGUUCCAGUCACGGCUGGCACGACUGUCCCGGCCAGGGCACGGCCCAGGGCCUCGGCCAGCAGCUCCUCCUGCAAGUGA